Molecule: messenger RNA, 1476 nt
Organism: Peromyscus leucopus (white-footed mouse)
Lineage: Eukaryota; Metazoa; Chordata; Mammalia; Rodentia; Cricetidae
Product: death domain-containing membrane protein NRADD-like
Biological process (GO): Rho protein signal transduction
Cellular component (GO): plasma membrane; cell surface
Molecular function (GO): coreceptor activity; death receptor activity; nerve growth factor binding
Source: RefSeq, a predicted model, not a curated record
UCUUGGGCAGACCGGAACCUGCCCUCUCCAGGGACUCCCGCCGUCUUCCAGGCUGAGUGGAUCCUGGCACCCUUGGAGGGGUGGCUGCCGAAGGUCAGGAGGGGUGGGAGUGCCGAGUGGGGUUCUUGCUAGGUAGAAGGGGUCAGAACCCCCCGUCUCCCACCUCGAGUGCCCUGAGCCUACGGGUACCAGCAGAGUCUGUGUUGGGGUGUGUAUAGGCCUGCGGGGGCUGUUGAAUUGUUUCUUCGAAUUUUGGGCUUGGAGAUGGGUGGGGAGGCCGGGAGACGUUCCAGCAGCUCAGGAUAGGUGGGGCAGAUUCCAAGGCCUGUCUGCUGCUCCUGGUUUACGGGCCCACCCACCAACUAGGAUGCCGGAAGCCCCCCACUCCCAAUAUGAACUCCUACUGGACUCAGAAAGGCAGCCUUUCAGCUCCUUCAGCCCAGUGCUGUGCACCACUCGCCUUCACCAAGAAGCAGCUCAGCAGACAGUGCCUGGCAGAGCCAUGCUGCACAAUGUCAGCCACAGCAAAGGUGUGGUCUACGCAGAUACUGGCCUGAUGGGGCAGGACAGGGACAGGGAAAGCGUGUGGGUAGAAGUUGGAGGAGCCCUGGCCCCCAAUACCUCCUCCCUUCCCCCUGAGCCUCCGGGGGCCUCAAGCAACAUCAUUCCUGUCUACUGUGCUCUCCUCGCUACUGUGGUCCUUGGUCUGCUGGCCUAUGUGGCCUUCAAAUGUUGGCGCUCACAUAAGCAAAGACAACAGCUGGCCAAAGCUCGGACUGUAGAGCUAGGGGACCCUGACAGGGACCAGCGGCAUGGUGACAGCAGUGUCUUUGUGGACUCUCCUCAUUGUCUGGAGCCCUGUAUCCCCAGCCAGGGACCACAUCCUGACCUUGGUUGCCGACUUUACCUGCAUAUUUCGCAGCAGCAGAAGGAGGAGGUUGAGCGGCUCUUGAUGCUGGGUGAACCUGCCAAGGGUUGGCAGGGGCUGGCAGGCCACCUGGGCUACCAAGCUGAGGCCGUGGAACUCAUGGCCCGUGACCAGGCACCAGCCUAUGCCCUGCUAAGGGACUGGGCCGCCCAAGAAGGCAGCAGAGCUACCCUCAGAGUGCUCGAGGACGCCCUGGCUGCCAUAGGUCGAGAAGAUGUGGUCCAGGCUUUGGGUUCACCGGCUGAGGGCUGCUCUGUGGUGUGAGUGGCCAGCCCCAGAGCUGCCUACACUGGCAGGCCCUCCUUACCAUCCUGACUGCCUCAGGUCCCCUUCACGGACUUCCUAGUACUUCUGGCUUCUGAAGUUCUGCAGAACACAGAAGAUCCAGCUGCUUCAUGUCCCUGCACCUUCCUCUCCAAGACGGGAAGCAGAAGAUGGUGGGAUGGGUAAGAUCUGCCCACAGAUCCCCAUUCUGCCUCCCUUUAUUUAGCUCUAGCUAUUUUUUCUAUUGUUGUUAAAUCACAUAUUAAAGGCAACUCUGACUUGUA